This is a messenger RNA of Patiria miniata (bat star), 3679 nucleotides long. RefSeq lists its product as uncharacterized. Gene Ontology annotation, molecular function: protein binding. The transcript has 13 exons. The record is from RefSeq and is a predicted model, not a curated record. Lineage: Eukaryota; Metazoa; Echinodermata; Asteroidea; Valvatida; Asterinidae. The coding region runs from base 109 to 2079 and encodes 656 amino acids.
CUAGCGCAAUAGAUUUGACAUUUGACACGUAAAUAACAUAACAACAUACACAUUGUAACGCACACCCAUGUAGGUUAGGACUUGGCUACAUAUGUUCGAUUUUACUUGAUGAUUUGUCUUCGUUGUAUAUCUGUAGUAGGCCUACACCUUCAAGUAUUGAGUACGAAGUACAUCUACAUCUACGCAGGUACUCAGCAAAGUCCACUUCUGGAUGUUAACGCUGAGAAGAUGAUGCUUAUUGGAAGACAACUAAGGCUGGGGUGCCUUGCUGUACUUACUGUGUGUUUGUACUUCUGCAAAGAUGUCUUUAGUCUUGAUUGCAACAUGACCAUAACAAUCAACUCCUCCAAUAGUGAGGGUGUGUUCUCCUCGCCUUCGUUCCCUUCCUCCUACCCCAAGCUGCCUGAAGCCUACUCCUGCUGGCUGACACUGAUCCCAGACGACCCUGACAAGGACUUAUGGCUCACGUUUGAUGAUUUCCACCUCAGCAGCGAGUACGUUCACCACAACAUGUGUGACGCUGAGGAAUUUGAUUAUUUGGCUAUAUACUCAGGGUCUACAGUGACUAAGUACUGCGGAUGCCGAAGACCAGAUAUGUUGAUUCAUGACGAAGGGGAGGUCAGGCUAGAGCUGCAUGUCAGACCCGCUCGCAUCGAUGAGUCAGCGUUCAGGGCAUUCCAGGCCCGAUACCAGUACCUCGCCGCCGCAGAGCGCAUGAACCUCAAUGACAUCUACUUGUAUUCAGCCAAGCCAGAUAUAAGCAGCGGUUACCAUAUGGUGGAGGUUCCUAUUUCACCUUUGCCUGCCGCUGUAAAUUCCAGAGUCAUAGAUGGAUUGUAUUACAUAGAGGCAGCACCGGAGAUGAAGAUUAGCCUCACUGCCUAUAUCCUUAAUGCGGAUUCAAACAGCGGCCCAAUUGAGAUCAGAGAUGGCCUCACGUCACAGGCGCCCCUCUUGUAUGACGGCACCCUAGAGCAACGGACUGAAGUCAUCUCUACACAGUCAUCUAUGUACAUCCGCUGGCGUGGAGUUAUACGAGACGCCACGCUCACACUAAGCAUGGACAUCAUUGCCUUUAAAGAACCGAGUUCCCGUGGUGAAUGUGCUGAUGGCAACUCAUAUUUCUAUUGUAAAAACCACCGUUGUAUCAAAAGCACAUUGACUUGUGACUCCAUAGACAACUGUGGUGAUGGUUCCGAUGAGGCACGAGAUAGCCUGACUGACAUAUGCCAUGAAGAUAUCUGCGAUCCCUCUCCUUGCCUCAACGGAGGAACCUGUAGCACCCCUGGACCUUCAUGCAGGUGCCGCUAUGGAUACUACGGAGAUUUCUGCCAGUCUGUAAACAAUGACUGUUUUUCAAUGCCGUGCCAGAACGGAGGAACAUGUGAGCCCAUGUCAAAUGGGCCAGGCUUCAUUUGUUUCUGCAAGGGCAACUUCCUCCAACCACUCUGCCAAGAAAGCACGCCAUGCCGGCUGGGUGACUGUAAUGAGGGGAAUUGUAUCGAUGGAGUGUGCAUCUGCAAAGACAAAUAUUAUGGGAACCGUUGCGAAUUUGUGGACAACUCCACUAACACGGACUACACAGACCUCCAGCACACCAGCAUCAUGAUAGGUGCCUUUGUUGGGGCCGUCUGCCUCUUGUCCAUCUGCUGGCUCAUUGCCAUGGCUCGCAAGCGGCAAUCGGACGAACCUGUGGGAAGAGUCACGCGGAUAGUUAGUGUGCACAGUAGAGAUGAAAGAGGCAUGCGUCCAUCUGUGACAGCAGCGGGUGCCAUAGACCUCCCACCGAACUACUCUGAUUGCGUGUUUGAUGAUACCGACUCUACGCCACCGGGCAAGCGGAACGCCGUGCCCGCCGUGAUCACGGAGGAAAAUGAGGAGGAGCCUGACGGGGACGUUUUCAUCGCAGAGGAGGAGCAGGGGGAGGGGCCACCCUUGAGCCCACCCCCAACCUAUGAAUCAGUGGCACUGAGCGAAGACGAAGACGGGAUUGUGUUCGAGGUGCAACGGUUACCGGACGUUGUGAGCCAAGACAGACUACCACACAGACAGACCUCACACACGGAUACUGCGGUUUGACCCAUACUGAGCCUUGUUGUUUUUUUGUACGUGUAACUAGAGGGAUAUAUUAAAAAAAAAUGGUUUUGGUGGAAGGUGUUACUCCCUUUAAAAAAACAUAUUUUGUUUUCUUCUUUGGUUGUUUAAUCGACCUUGCCUGUCUAAUACGAAUAAAUUGUAAUGUACUUUGGUUAAUUUGUAAUGUGUACAGGUUUAUAGAAUUAAUGAAAGGAGUCAGUUUAUAUGGAAUCAAAUCAAAUUGGAGGCUGAGGAAUUUUUUUUUGUAAAUUUACUCUUUCUGAAGUUUUUCAUUUUGAUAUCACAGUAAGAUUUAAACAAGCUGUAAAUAGAUUAUGCCUUUUGUAUUUUUUAAUGUGUUUUGUAAUGAGUCAUCUUUUUAUGGUGCACUGUGUCAACAGGUACCGUUACCCCUUGAUGAUCCUCUCCAUCUUUUCAGUUUGUGUUAUUUUACCCUGUAUGUGACCCUCAACUUGUCUGGUGAGAUAAUCCACGUGUUGAAGAUAUAGUGAGCCACUUGUUGAGACAGGCUUAUAGGGUGCAUAUUGGGUGCACAUACCACUCUUUUAACCAAAAUCUGAACCCUCCUACAUGUACAUGUACAUGAAGAGACUUCAAAGUCCACCAAAGGGUUUUGGAGGGAUUUGCGGGAUCAAGGAAGGUUCAGCUUAGCCGCUACUAGUCUUGGUCCAGUUAAGACUGGAUUUGGAUUUUAGUCCCUGUAUACAGCCAGUCCAUGACAAGCGUGGUACUUAAGCCGCUACGGUAGAGGUCACUAUCAAGAUGAAUCAAAUCCAGUCUUGGGAAUAUUGGCAGCGCUACCUAGGAAAUUCUGAACAUACCUCAUGUGCGUGCAUUAGCUUGAAUACAGCAUGCAUGAGGUACAUGCAUUGCACGGCACCGGCGUGAAGUCAAACUGGAUGAUGAUGCCUAGCGGCGAUAUCCAGUCAACUUUCUGAGAUUCUGAGAUUCAUGUAUGCUCGGAAUUGCGUGAGUAGUGCUAACAAUACUCCCGAGACUGGAUUUGAUUCAUCUAGUCGAUAAUGACCACCACGGGCAUACAUUAGCUUGAAUACAUCUUGCACGGGUUUUGCUCGAAAUUUCCUGAGUAGUGCCAACAAGACGACUGGAUUUGAUUGGGACCUCUACUGCCACGGUGGCUUUGCCACGCUUGACAAAAACCGGCUGUAUAAGGAGAAUCCAAAGCCUGUCUUGGACUAAGACCAUAUGUAAGCCUGUAGAGGGCUGGAUGCCCCUCAAAAGACAAGGACAAAGUAUGUGUCGUUUGAUCUCUGCACAUUAGUCAGGUGAAGAGAACCAGGACGUAAUGGACUUAUGGUUACAUAUCUCUGUUUUUGAAGGCAUGAAUUGUCUUUAGUCACAUGUGGCAGAUAAUUUUUAUUCGUUUUGUACCCUGUGUCAGAAGUUUGUGCUCGAAAAGUACCUCAUAAAAUUAACACACUUAAGUGUCUGUCAAUUUUGGAUUCUUUACUAUGACAUAGAACAAAAAGUACUAUGGCAUUUGCUGUGCCAAACCUAUAUUGUUUACAACUUCAGAUUCGUGAUGGGGCCAAAAUAAAUCUUGUAUUUUUCAUGACUUAGA